UCACGUGGUAGUUUAAUAGCUAAGUGGGGUUUUACCACAGCAGAUCAAGAAUAUACAGAGAAUCUUGCUAAGAAAUUUGUAGAGGAAGCGCAAAAACCAUUUUCUGUCGACUUAUUGGUGCUUUCAAAAACGGUUCCAGCUAAUUAUUCUAUCCAAUGGGAACAAAUACCUUCCAUUUUACAGCUACAGCCAAGUGCCUUUGAUCCAAAACACGACCGAGACUACCGCAGUUGGCCAGUCCAUGAUUCCGAGCAGCAACGGGGUAAUCGUCCGUAUUACCGUCCGAUCGGUUGGUAUCGCCAUGCAUUGAGUGUCAUAGAUAAAUAUCCUGGCGACGAGCAUUGGGUGGGUAUGAAUAACGGUGUCGGAGAAUGGCCUGUUGCCUACCAUGGUACCAAAAAGGGAGCUGUGUCACCGAUUAUAAAAGACGGACUGAAGGCAGCUGGCGUGGAUGCAUACAGAAACCAAGUUGUAAAAGAUAAAGGUCUUGAGGCCCAAUAUGGCAUCUAUCUUGCGACACAUUGCAACAAAGGAGCAGAUGCACAGCGAUAUGCUGAAACGUUUACAGUAAAAAUGCCACCGGGUAUGGCGUCCGAGGAAGCAGCAUAUAAGGUUGUGCUCCAAUGUCGCUACAAUAUUAACACGUUUACUGAACAUUCUUGGACCUGGACACCCGAGCCGUUUGAUCCCUUAGCUAAGGAAAUACGCGUGUAUAAGAUGGACGGUGUCCGUCCGUACGGUAUCUUGCUGAAAAAAGUGAAUCACAAUGCCGAACCUAAUUUAACUGGUGUGUGGAUCUGUGAUGACAAUGAGCAUAACGUACAAGAUGCUGGCACGUAUUUCGUUAGCCAAUUUGGUGAAAAGGUUUUCUGGUUUGGACGGCAAUAUAAGGCGCCGUGGAAUUUCGCUAAUGUUAGCUAUGGUACUAUAAGUAGAAAUGAUAGAAAGUUGCCGAUACUGUGGGGUGAUUUACCACUCGGACAUAAUAGACUUUUUGGCAGAUUAAUAUUAGAAAUAUCACCAGAUUAUCAAAUAAUGGUAAAAGGAAACGGUAGUGACAAAAUAUUUGGCGGUACUCACUUUCGUCGAGUACCAAACCAGCAUUUAGAUAAAUUUGAGGUUGAUGCCAAUAUGAAAUGGAGCACCACAACCAAUGACAUGAGUGGUUGUUGGAAAGGGAACGAUGGGACAAAAUAUGCAAUUGGUACUUGUCAAAAUCAAAUAUAUUGGUUAGGAAUCGAUGAAACGAACAGGCGAUCACAUGUUGGUGUUGGCACAAUCAGUGGCAACAUCAUUACUGUCAAUUGGGGUGAUAUAAUGAGUGCUCAAGAAAGAUUUCAUGGUGAAAUAGAAUGCCAGCUCCAAUCACCCUAUAAAAUGAUUGUUGUCAACUGCAUUUGCGGGCCUUUUUUUACAAAAGAGUUAACAAAAAUCAGUUGA
Rotaria sp. Silwood2 is the source of this 1440-nucleotide messenger RNA. NCBI's taxonomy places the organism in Eukaryota, Metazoa, Rotifera, Eurotatoria, Philodinida, Philodinidae. The record is from the annotation of a GenBank genome assembly.